Cladocopium goreaui is the source of this 1451-nucleotide messenger RNA. The record is from the annotation of a GenBank genome assembly. Lineage: Eukaryota; Dinophyceae; Suessiales; Symbiodiniaceae.
AUGGCCCUUUCGGCCCUGAAGCGCUGGCCCGUGGCGCGGUCCAUCAAAAAGCCCAAGCGGCCAACGCGGCUGGAUCCACCAUACCUGGAUGAUCCCACCUUUGUCCAUCCGGACAAGCAGAACCAGGGCGAACGCGAGUGGCUCAUGAAGCACAACGGUGGCAACGCCAAGGAGCUUCCAGGGCUGCCGGAUGAGUAUGAAUGGAUCAAGGACGUGGCGGAGAAGAACGAGAACGCCUGGAUCGCCGUGAAGAAACGGAUGUCCAAGGUCACCUUUGACGCCAUCAAACGCGCCACGGCAGAGUUGCAAGAUGCUUUAUACACCCGGCAACCUGAAGUGAUCCGACAGCAGAUGGAAGUGGCUAAAGAUCAGAACAAGGUGGGUGAAGGUCCAAGUAGCAAGGCCAUUUUGCAAGCAGAGGACUAUGCCAAAAAGCUGGAAGACUAUGCGAAGGAGCAAGAGGCACAACGUGAGCACGAGGAGGAGGAGCUUCGACAGGAAGCGGCCGAAUUGGACUUGACGGAGGCUUUAGUUCCCUCACGAGCUGGAAGGAGCCAAGCUGGCUUCGCCUCAAGUCAUCCCCUGCAGCGCUCACGAAAACGGCUCUUUGUGAAGAUCCUCCUGCGGCGCGCGCGUGCGUACGAACUGCUGGGGCAACGCGACGCGAGUCUGGAGGAUCUGAGAGCCGUCCUCAAGGUGGAACCGGAGAAUCGGGAAGCCCAGCAACGUUGCGCCAUGCUUCAGCAACAACUCAACCCGCAAGAGGAUGUAACUGAGACAGAUCCAGCCCUGUCCACCUCGCCGGAAGAGACCAUGGGACCAGAAGGACCAGAGGGACCAGAGGGACCGGAGCCAUUGACAGGCCAGGGCCCUUCGGGCCCUUCGGGAACAGAGCUGGAAGACGAAGAUGAAGGCGUGGACCAUGCCUCCACCACCCAGCUGAUCUCUUCGGCGGCCGAGUACAUACAGCGGGGAGACUAUGCGUCUGCUUUGCAGAUUUAUAGCUACGCCUGUAGGACGUGUCGCUCCUGGGAGUCGCCAGUGGUCGAGUUGAAGGUCUUGAGUAACACUUCACUAUGCCUCCAAAAUCUUCGCGGGCGCUUACCCGAGCUGGUGCAGGCGUGCAAUGACACCCUGCGGCGUAUCAGGGAGAUACGAGAAGAUGGAUGGCAGGACGAGCUGUUCCUGCUGCGGAUUGAGGCAGCAUGCUUGUCACGCCGGGGCAGUGCCUACGAACAGCAGCGGAAGAAGGAAGAAAGCGCUGAGGAUGCCGCCCGCGUCAAAGAGUUGCUGGGGAAAAUUGCGGAGGUGGAGGCAGUGCCGUAGAUGGCGCGUCGCGUCGUGCGCGGCAUGCGCGGCAUGCGCGGCGCCUGACCCUUCCCAAAACGGGGGGGUUUGGCCGGUGCUGGCGUGCGCAACAGCUACAUCACACCUCUGAGAUCGACUUUGGC